Messenger RNA from Geodia barretti, 1152 nucleotides. The record is from the annotation of a GenBank genome assembly. Lineage: Eukaryota; Metazoa; Porifera; Demospongiae; Tetractinellida; Geodiidae.
UACCUUUCUCGCCUGAGCCUCACCAACUUUCGCAACCUGGUGCAGAUUGACUUGGAACUGCCCCCUGGGAUAGUGGUGUUCUUUGGCCCCAACGCCCAAGGGAAAACCACUUUGGUGGAAGCGGUGUACCUUUUGGCCAUUUCGCGGUCGUUCAGGGCUGAGAACGAACGCGAGGUAGUCAACUUCGAUGCGGCGGCGGAAGGUGGUCAAGCCCUUGUCGGGGGCACGGUCGAGCGAAAGGAGGACCGUCUGGCGGUAUACGUGGGGUACCAGAGCGUCCCUGCCGCAACUCCGGGCUCCGGGGGUUAUGCUGUCCGCAAGGAAAUCCGCGUAAGCCGGGUCCGUUUUACCGCCGCCCAGUUGGUCGGCUUGGUGACCUCGGUCCUUUUCACCGCUGACGACGUACAACUGGUCCUGGGGGCGCCGUCAAUCCGGCGGAAAUUCCUGGACAUCCUUAUUUCCCAAGCCGAUAACCUUUACUUGAAGACGUUGCAGCGGUACCAGCGGGUGGUGCAGCAGCGAAACAGGUUGCUUCGCCUCCGCCGGGAAGGACGGGCGGGCGCAGAGGAACUGGUAUUCUGGGACGGUGAACUGGUCCGGGAAGGGGCUUGGCUGACUUGGAAGCGUUCCGAGGUAGUAAAACGGUUGAACACCUUGUGCGGUGAGCAUCACUUGCGGUUGAGCGGCACCGAGGAUGAUUUCCGGAUGGAAUACCGGCCCAGCAUUCCGGGGGGCGGGGACCUGCAGGAAGUGGAAGACAGCUUCAGGGAGUCGUUGGCGGCCACCGAGGCACGGGAACGAGCCACCGCCACAACCGCCGCCGGGCCGCACCGGGACGACUUCGGCCUGUGGCUGAAUCGGGUAGACAUGGGCACCUACUCGUCCCGGGGGCAAGCACGAACAAUAGCCUUGAGCCUGCGUCUUGCCGAAGCCGGCUACUUGGCUUCGGUACGCCGGGAGGGCCCCAUAAUGCUGCUGGACGACGUUCUCUCCGAGAUGGACGCGUCGAGGCGGCGCCGUGUUAUGGAAGAGACCGCCCGGUACCAGCAAACUCUCAUCACCACCACCGACGUUGAUCUGGUGAGGGACUACUAUGGCUCGUCGGCAGGGUAUUUCCGCGUUGAAAACGGUAAAGUUUGUCGUGAUGCCUGA